Aureobasidium melanogenum CBS 110374 is the source of this 423-nucleotide messenger RNA. RefSeq lists its product as uncharacterized. The record is from RefSeq and is a predicted model, not a curated record. The transcript has a single exon. Bases 1 to 423 code for a protein of 140 amino acids. Lineage: Eukaryota; Fungi; Ascomycota; Dothideomycetes; Dothideales; Saccotheciaceae.
AUGGCCACCUCCACCGCCAAAGCCUCCUCUUCCGCUGCCGCUGCCUCAUCUGCUGCCGUCUCUGCCGCUGCCCCCGGCUCCAACCCCAAGAAGGUCGAUGGUACCACCUGGACCCUGAACAACGUCGUCCGCUACUGCGCCGACGGCAGCUCCACCUGUGACUACAACUUCGACAUCGUUGCCAACGGCAAGACCGAGCACUGCACUAUUGUCAACGCCUCCAAGCAAUCCUUCUCCAACCAGAAGUGUGCUAACGGUGAUUACACCGUUUCUUGGGGCUAUGUUGCUAACCCUGCUCCUGCCUUUGCUGUUAUCACUGUUGUUGAUGCUAAGAACGAGUUGGCUUGGUUCGGUGCCAGCAAUGUUGACAGCCAGCGCCAGUGGGGAAACCUUGGUCCUGAGCAGGUUUACACUUACAACUAA